Eimeria tenella is the source of this 1881-nucleotide messenger RNA. RefSeq lists its product as uncharacterized. Gene Ontology annotation, cellular component: SWI/SNF complex. Gene Ontology annotation, molecular function: peptidyl-prolyl cis-trans isomerase activity. Bases 1 to 1881 code for a protein of 626 amino acids. Gene Ontology annotation, biological process: positive regulation of DNA-templated transcription. The transcript is spliced from 8 exons. The record is from RefSeq and is a predicted model, not a curated record. Lineage: Eukaryota; Apicomplexa; Conoidasida; Eucoccidiorida; Eimeriidae.
AUGGGGCCCCCCUGCAUGCAGGGGGCCCCCACAACCCACAUGGUUGCGCAGCUAAUUGCUUCCCGGGAGCCCUGGGAGACCCCCUUGCAGCUUACAGCCGUUUGCAGGGGAGGGGGGCUUGCAGCAGCAGCAGCUGCAGCAGCAGAAGAGGGGGGAGCCCAGCAACAGCCCGCAGCAGCAGCAGCAGCAGCAGCAGCAGCAGCAGUUCCUGCUGCUGCUGCUGCAGCAGCCUGCAGCAUAGACCCGCAGUGCAUGCAAGCAGCAGACUUGUACGCGGACUCCAUUUGGCUGCAAGAGCUGAUAGAGCAGCAGAAGAGGGCCCCCCUCUCCAAGGGGGCCCCCCCCCCUGCUGUGUGGCAGCUGCUUAGCGGCCAAAGGCUGCUGAAAAGGCUGGUGCUGGAGGGCGAGGGCGAGGAAAACCCUUCUUUAAACAGCGAAGUUGUUUUGGAGUUUUGUUUAAUGACAAUUAAGGGUUUGAAGUUGCUGGACAACAAGUCUUUAAAUUCUGAGUUCAUUCAAGUGCCCCUUGCCAACACGGCUCCGGGCAUUCGCGAGGCCGUGUUGACUAUGCGUCACAACGAAAGAGCUCUCUUUCUUUUAUCUCCUUCUUUAUAUCUUCCAGAAGCAGCAAAUCUUUUGCUGCCUUUUAAUGCAACAGCAGCAGCAAGAGAAAUGGGGGGCCCCCAGGGGCCCCCCGAGGGGCCCCCCUGGGCAGCAGCAGCUUCGAGGCCCCCCCUGCCUCUGGACCAGCAGGACCGGAUCAAGCGGCUGCAGCAGCGGCUGCAGCACAUGCAGCAGCAGCUGCAGCAGCAGCAGCUGCAGCUGCAGCAGCAGCAGCCACUGGGUGCGCAAGACGCCGUGGAGCUGACGGGCAGGGAAUGGCUCAUGCUGGACAUGACUCUGUGCAGCUUCCACGAGCGCGGGACUCGCUGGUGGGGCAUUGCGCCCGACGAAAUGGAGGAGCAGCUGCUUCAGCAGCAGCCGCAGCAGCAGCAGCAGCAGCAGCAGCAGCGGCAGCGGCAGCUGCCGCUGCAGCAGCAGUUUCCUGUUGAGGAAAUACCCGAUGGGCUAACAACAAGAGAUGUCAUUGAGGCGAAGACAGAUAUGCUGAAGCAGUCUAUACACGACGAAAUGGCCAGCAACCCUCAAAGCCCUCUGUGGGAGGACCUGCAGCCGCAGCUCACGAAGGCGCACAAGCAGCAGCAAGCAGACUAUUUCGAGGACUUGCACGGGCUGAACACCCCAGAAGACCCCAGCCUCUGCGGCUCCCGAGGGUACCUGGAGCACCGCCUGGGGGCCCCCAUCAACGCCGGCGGCUACGAGGGGGGCCCCCGCAUGCAGGGUCUUUCUUCUGUUUAUGGUUGGCAAGAAACAAAUGGGGCUUUUGAAUUGGCCUUGCUGCUUAAAAAGGGAAUCCGCAGAGAGCACCUGGCUGUCGAGCUCAGGCCCAGGCACUUCCGCCUCAAAGUUCUCGGAAAAACGGUCUUUGAGGAUUCUUUUCUUUACACUGUAGACGCCUCGGCGGGCCCCAGCUGGGCCAUCACCGAAGCAGCUGUGGCCCAGAAGGCCCUCACACGCGAGGAAGUGGCGGCUUUGCUGCGCGACUCUCCCGCUUUUGCUGCUGCAGCAGCAGCAACGGCAGCAGGCCCUUCUGCAGCAGCAGCUGGCGGAACCAGCAGCAGCAGCAGCAGCGAGACAGUGCCGCACCCCCACACUGGGAUUCCUGUUCCUCGCGGGUUUGUCUUUGAGGGAGUCUUUGCUCCAGUUCCUGAAGCAGCAACAGAUUUAAGUGAACUCAAAAAGCUGCCAGCAAUUGUUCUGAAUUUCAACAAGACCAGAAACUCCAGAGGCAUGUGGGGCUCCUGCUUUGUUUCCGUGUAG